GCAGAGAUGAUGACGAGUCCAUGGACCCUGGACCCCGCUGUGAUGCUGGACUACCUCGCCCUUCUCGAUGCAUCAUCAUCAUCAUCAUCAUUAUCAUUCUCAUCGCCGUCCCCUUCUCUACAGUCUCGAUCUUCCACACCCUCACAAGCAUCGACUAUCCUCGACCCAACAAGCCCAAUCCACUCCUCCACCGACGACGAAUAUCACAACACUACGAUCCACAACCACGCCCAACCAAAGAAACAACCCACGAACCCCCCGCGUAAACGCGGCCGGCCGAGGAUGAUCGACCAAACCACGGGAGAAGUCGACGACGCAGCUACGAAAGAGCGCCGCAAAAUCCAAAUCCGCGUGGCGCAGCGCGCCUACCGCUCCCGCCAGCAGGAACGCACCGCCCUGCUGACGCGACAGGUGCACGAGCUGGAGCAGAAGCUGCUGAUUGCGCGGAAUAUCUACCUCAACACGCACGCGGCGGCGGUGACGGGGUGCGUCCAUCCCACCGACCCCGAUGGGAGUAGGGGUGGCGGCGGAGGGUAUUCGCGGGUCCUGCAGGAGAAUCUCCGGCUGUUGCUGGCGAUUACGGAGGUGGAUGCAUCCCACAAGGGAGAGGCGACGGGGUCCGAGGGGGACGGGGAGGAGGAUGGGUGUGGUAGUGGUGGUGGAGGACGACCGUUCGAAUCGCUGGACAGCGUGAGGGCACGGGCACGGGCACGGUAUCCGCUCUACCCGGGCCAUGGGAAUGGGCUGUUGCCGUCGACGCCGGAGGGGUUGUUGCCGGGGGGUAUGUUUGAGGAUCCAUUUGAUGUGGAUCUUUGAGAAGGCGCUUUUUA
This is a messenger RNA of Aspergillus aculeatus ATCC 16872, 830 nucleotides long. RefSeq names its product bZIP transcription factor. Gene Ontology annotation, molecular function: DNA-binding transcription factor activity. The record is from RefSeq and is a predicted model, not a curated record. The transcript is spliced from 2 exons. The coding region runs from base 7 to 816 and encodes 269 amino acids. Gene Ontology annotation, biological process: regulation of DNA-templated transcription. NCBI's taxonomy places the organism in Eukaryota, Fungi, Ascomycota, Eurotiomycetes, Eurotiales, Aspergillaceae.